CGCGCUUCGUCUUUGGUCGCAUAUCACUUCCCUCCCCAUUCCCCAGCCUGUCUCAUCGACAGUCCCGGAUCUGCUGAACCUUGGCGUGCUUUGAGUUGGCCUACUGCUCCGAUUCAGCGCUGCCCAAGACGGGCAUUGCUGGUCUGUCGUCACGGUCCGCCAGAGCCUGCGACUCUUUGGCGUCUUGCUAUUUCUCCUCCGCCAUAUCACAGGACCUGCCCACACCGGAUCCACUCUCGGCGCACCGGUGCUCUCAGGAGCCUGCAUCCUCAGUGCUGCUGCUUCCUCUUCCCACUGCCAUCCAUUUCUAGGAGGACUCUGCCCGCGUCGUCCAGUGCCUGUUUGUUGUGAGGACCAACGGCGUGCCCACCAUGCCUCAGGAGAUCGCCCGCCAGUGGUUCGUGCCGGGAGAGGGCAUCGACCGACAUGUGAUUUCCGCAGACAUCCAGAGAUACCUGGGCAACGAUGCGACCGUCCGACCCGGUGUGGGAACCGGCGAGAACCAGGGCGUGCAAGGCUACUGGAUCAAGGCGUACCGGAAUUUGACAUCAGCAAUGAUUGCGGAUCUGCGCGCAGACUCUGCACGAUGGAGGCAGGAGCAGCGCCAGACAGGCACAAGAGGUAGCAAGAGCCCUACCAUGAGUAUCAAAUCGGGGUUAACAGUACCUGACGACUCAAUAGAACCUUAUGUGGGCUCUUCCACAUACCACGCUUCCAGUGCGGGGAGGGUGUCACAAAAACGCUCGGGAGGAGACUCGCCCAACAUGGAUGGACCGUAUGGCUUGCCCCCAUCCCAACGCGAGCGUGAACGGGAAAGGAUACCAGUGGACAGAAUGCAGGUGGACCCGCCUGCGCCCAGCAGAGGAAGCUAUCCUGCACCGGAUCGCCGUGCCCCAUAUCAGCCUGACGGCCGACCAUUUCCCUCUGAAAGUAGAGGGUUUGCGCCGGACGGUAGGUCAUCAUAUCCUGCGGAUACCAACAUGUCCGGCUUUGGUCAGCCUCCCGUCACCAGUGCAUAUGGUCAGGAACCUAGGUAUGCUCCAAGCUACCAGCAGUCCAAUGAUGGAGCCCCGCCAGGCUACGUGAGACAGGGCAACUACUUUGUACCGGUAUCCGGAUAUGAGACUGCUCCAUCAAUACCAGGUCGCGCCGAUCCAUAUGGCGCAGGAGGAUAUCCACAACCGCCUCCACAAGGUCGUGAUCCAAGGGAAACAAGGUAUCCUCCUCAGUCCGAUUAUGCAGACCCCGCCAGGUACGCCUACCCUAGUCCGGCAGCCACUGUGUCCUCCGUGUCCGCUCGGGAUCGUGAGCCCAUUGCGAGUCCACCACAGCAAAGUCCAUACGGUGCUAUUCCCGCACAGCAGUACGAUCAAUAUGCUGGUCGACGUAAGUUCACAUGAGCGAAUUCAAGGCGUAGACCCGUACUGACGGGUCGCGCCAGCUGCACCAAGCAACCCACAACCCAGCUCUGGAUCCUCGCGCACAAACCGUGCCAGUGUGUUUGGUGGCUUGUCUGGCACUUCUUCUAGCGACCGCCGCAGGAGGUGAUUGCGUCCACAUUUCGUGGACAAUUUGGACUCCGGUGUGGGCUUGGCCGUUAUGGAUAUGUGCAACCGCACUCUAGGAGGCACACUGGCCGUCAUUGGCGCUCUGGCAUGGAUCGCACUACCUUGUGUUCGUGUCAUGAUCCAUCAUGUGGCUAUCCAUACUGGCCAGUAUCACACUACCCGGGCACAUUGGCCUCAUGCAUUACUACGUUCGCGGACUGUGCUCCAGGCCUUGCAGGAUAUGGCCACAUGACAUCCACACCUACAGCUGGAUGUAAACAAACACAUCUUCAAUGGAGCUCGCAAGCACUCUAAGCGUUGGCGUUUCCCUGACUUGGAUUUGAGCCAUACAUGGGCGGUCCUGCUCGAUACCCACGAAGUUAAGCAAUCCGGAUGCGACCACUUGGACCUCCGGAGAUGCGUAAUGAUUCUCUUAUGCUUGUUCAGCUCAGCAUACAAAUUGGCGUUUACUUUUGAUAUUGACAUGAUGCAUUGGCCACAUGGAGCGGGUAGCGAUGAAAUGUUGAUGAUUACUACGAGGGUGUAGCACGAAGGAGGAAAGCAGCUUUUGUGCUGGGACCGUCGAUUGCGACUCCUGUGAUGGUUUCACUUGUUCGGGAGCAAAAGAGCUGGCGAGCGAGCGAGCAUGUGUGCAUAUCAGCUACUUACCAAAACCUGUGGCUCUUUUUGAUGAUGAGAAAAAAAAAAGAGCGGAAGAAAAUACUGCCAAGAAUAAUAUGUGCAUCCUUCAACGAAAAACAAUUCGCUAUCAGA
Messenger RNA from Cercospora beticola, 2321 nucleotides. The record is from RefSeq and is a predicted model, not a curated record. NCBI's taxonomy places the organism in Eukaryota, Fungi, Ascomycota, Dothideomycetes, Mycosphaerellales, Mycosphaerellaceae.